This is a messenger RNA of Schistosoma turkestanicum, 4847 nucleotides long. Lineage: Eukaryota; Metazoa; Platyhelminthes; Trematoda; Strigeidida; Schistosomatidae. The record is from the annotation of a GenBank genome assembly.
GGGUUGAGCACCACUACCAUCCACUGUGUAAAUGUGUCGUUAUUGUUGUCUUUAAUAUUGAUGUUGUCUUUGUUGUUGUCGUUGUCGCCGCCGCCGCCGUCAUCAUCGUAUUGGAUAACUAAUAGAAAAGAUUAACUAUGCGAGUGCCUUCAACAACUGUAAAGAAACCUAGAAAUCAAUAUGCUUUGUCUGUGAUUAAUCGAUUUCUGGAUGAUUCCACAUUUGUCACCAAUUAUCUAAAUGUUAAUACUGAUAAGAAUAAUCAUCCUGAUAAAGAUUUUAUAUUUUUGCAUAACUAUUUGAAACGUUCAUCAAUACGUCAUUGCCUCAAUUUAAUUGACUGUGUUGGUGAUAACAACUCAAAGUCAAUUAUUGAACGAUUAAGACCUUCUCAUCAAUUAUUAAGAGAUAGUUUAAAAGUUUUAUCAGAAUUAUGGUCUGAUUUAGAAGAAUUUGUUAUGCGUACACGAGAAAAAGAUCAACCAGAUGCACAUGAACUUUACGAUCUAUUGGCUGAUAUUCAUAUUAGAGAACUUCUGGUAGCUUACGAUGAUAUUGCUAAUUGUCGAUAUGUGAAUGAAGAUUUCAAUUUGACUAUUAUUCCUUUCGAGGAGAAUUUCGAAUACAAUCUUUCCAAUUCACGAAACUCUUCAAAAAUCGAUAUAGGUGUGUCAGAAAAUGCAGAACAUCACAAAUUAUUCAACCGAACUGAUGAAAUCCACUCUGUGAAUAAUGCUCACUUGAAAACUUUGCACCAUCCUAAUCCGCCUCAUCAGCAUCCUCUUCAACACAAACCGGAAUUAUUUGAAAGUUCCAUGGAAUCUUUAGACUAUAAAUUAAAUCAUACAAUCAAAUCAAAUAGAAAUUCUUAUCAUGAUGAUGAUGAUGAUGAUGAUGAUCAAAAUGAUGUAUUUGUUAAAAAGUCUACUGACCAGUUUAAAACUCAUUCAAUUCCAAAUGUUUAUAAUGUAAAUAAAUCGAAUGUCUCAGCUAAUAUUGAAGAUAAUCAUAGUAAUAAUAGUAAUAGUAAUAAUAAUAAUGAUGUUGAAAGUGCUCCUCAAUAUGAGAAUAAAUUGAAUUACACAACCGAUGACCAAAAACAUCAACUUGAUCAUUCACGUCGAUCUGUUUCCGCUAUAAUUAAUCAAUUUGAAGCAUCCAUUGAAGAAAAUCAAUCAAUCAGUUAUUCUAAGAAUCACAAUGUUAUACAUAGAUCAUCUGUUACAGAACGUUUAGAUCGAAUACAAUCGUCUUCUAUACUUAGUGAUAUACAACCUACUUCUCCGAAACCUAUCCCUGAAACUGUUGAUGAACAGUCUACUAGGAGAAAUUCUAAAUCUUCAUUGACAAAAGCACCAUUGAAUGAUAUCGAUACUAAAAUUCAUUCCAAUUCGAAAAUCAUUAUUAAUAAUAGUCCUACAUUAUCGACAAAGAAAUCAUCCAUAACAAAACAACAACAACAACAACAUCACCAUCAAAAAACUAAAAAAUUUCAUGCUUCAGACAAUACUUUACGUUCAUCCGAUUCAAAUAAACAUCAUUCUCAUCAUCAUCAUCAUCUGUCGAAAUCUUUACGAGGUUCAUUCGACGGAACACAAAGUCUACCUAGAAAUCAUGGUCAAACAUCGAAAGAAUUAAAAGAUACGCAUUGUCAUCAACAUCAGCAGCAUCGUGAAAGUGUUAUUGAUUUGAAAUUCCCUCAACCAGGUGUACCAAGACUUGUACAUUUAAGACGUGAUUAUCCAGGUGAAAAUUUAGGUAUCACUGUAGCAUUGUGUACACCAUCACCAUCAACAACCACGGCGACAAGCACACCACCAACAAGUUUCAAUGGAAUUAUUAUACAAUCAGUUAGUGAGCCAACUAUAUCAAUUCAAAGAGUAUUAGCUGGUUCAUUAGCUGAUAGACAAGGUUGUUUAUUCCCUGGUGAUAUUCUCUUAGAAAUCAAUGGUUUACGUGUACAUACAUUGGAACAAGUAUUUUCUCAAAUUCAACAAACUUCUAGUUUAAUCGAUUGUAAGUUAUUAGUACAAGCACCUAAAGAAGGCAUACUACGUUCCGGGAUUCAAUGUUCCAAUUCCAACUCAAAGAAUAAACGUUAUAUUCGAUGCUUAUUUGAUUAUGACGCAACAAAAGACAGUCUUCUCCCGACUGGUGAUGUUGGUUUAUCUUUUAAAUCUGGUGAUGUUUUAGAAUUGGUCAAUGAUCAAGAUCCUAAUUGGUGGCAGGUACGUUCAUUGAAAGAACCUAAUUCGAAGGCUCGUUUAAUACCAUCACAAACAUUGGAAGAACGUCGUCAAGCUUUUAAUCAAGAAAAACUUCAACCAAAUACUGGUCGUAAAUCGUGGAAAAAAGUGAAAACAUUUUUCAGAGCUGCUGAUGCGUCAGGGCUACGUUUACGAUCAGAUAUAUGGAGUUAUGAAGAAGUUGUACCAUGGCCACAGUCUAAAGUACCUUGUCUUUUAUUGAUUGGUCCAAAUGGUGUUGGUCGUCGUAAUUUAAAAGUACUUCUUGCAAAUUCUGAACCAAAACGGUUUGCUUAUCCUAUGACAGAUACAACCGAUUCAUCAUUACCGACGAAUUUAUUUAAAGUUUUAACAAAAGAUCAAAUGGAAACUGAUGUAAAAUCUGGUGCUUAUGUUGAAUGGGGUAAAAUUAAUGGACAUUAUUAUGGUAUACGUUUUUCGGAAUUACGUAAAAUUAUAGCUAGCGGACGAACAGCUGUAUUAGAUUGUCAACCUCAAUCAUUGCAUUUGUUACAUCAACCAGAAUUCAAUCCAUGCGUUGUAUUUGUUGCUGCACCAUCGUUUGAAGUAGCUAAAACCAUGUUACAUGAUGGUUUACAAGCGAAUGUCACUUCAAAUAUUCGUACUGAUGAAGAAUUACACUCCAUUAUUAAAGAUUCCAUGUCAAUGUCAGCAAUUUAUCGUCAUUUAUAUUCACAUAUAUUAGUGAAUAAGAAUAUGAAAGAAAGUGUUGAGAAAUUAAGUCGUCUUAUUACAAAAUUAGAACGUCAACCAUGUUGGAUACCAUGUGGAUGGGCUUAUGAAUUAAGUAUACCAUAUAGAUCAACUAAUAAGGAUGGUUCACCGUUUAUACCUGGAUCUAGUAGUCUUAGUGCUCUUGGUAUACAUGAUUUACCACCAUCUUCAAGAUCAUCAGCUUUGUCAAAAUCUGUGAUCUCUGAAGCAUCAACUGAAUCUGCAUCUAGACUUGCUCGACCACCAAGUAUAUGCAAUGGAAAUUGGUCAAAUCAUCCUCUGUCAGGACGUGAACGUAAUUCUAUUACUCAACGUAUCUAUGAAAAACAUCGACGUGCUCAUCAUGAAUCUCAACAUCCACCAAUACCGGAACUUGAUACACCAUCUGAAUCUGUUGAUAGUUAUUUAUUGAAUACAAGAUCUACGCGUCAUCAUCAUCAAGCGAAAUCAAAUCAUAAUACUCUUCCUAACCAUGAACUACCUCCUCAACCUAUUCAUGAUGUUCGAACUUCCCCAGUCGACGAAGAUCAAGUUACAGACAGCGAAUUAUCACAAACCAGCUCUAAUGAUGAGGAUGAUGAUAAUGAAAGUAAAAUAACUCAAGUGGAAAAUGUUUUAUCCGAUGAACAACAAUCAAACAUCAUACACAAUCAUGAUCAUGAUCAUGAUAAUAAUAAUAAUAAUCCGUCAUUUCAAUCUAAACCUGGACUUAGAAAAGUGAUCACAACUAAAGCACAUGAAGAGUUCAGUUCAACUUCGAGUGACGACGAUGAUGAUGAUGAUGAUGUCGACAAUGUUAAUGUUCACGAAAACACUAGAGAUAAUCAUGGUGAAGUAGUCAAUAUUUGACAUUGAUACAGAUUAAUUCAUAGUUUGAAAAAAAUUCAUACAAAUCGACAACUAUUCACUUUUCCAUGUAACUAACUAGUUAGUACUACUAGUAAGUAGUAUUAAUUGCUUGAUCACUUGUAGAUUUUUGCUUUUGAAGAAAAACUACUACAAUACCCUGUUUUUCAGGUUUCCAAUCUAUUCCAUUUUAUAUAAUUUUGAUAAUUUAUUAUUUAAAUAUUAAUAUAAAUAUAUAUAUACUACUCAAUUUCUAUUUGAUUUGUAUACUUAUUGUUACUAUAUUUUAUUCAAGAAUAUAAUGUUUUUUUCUAAGAAAAUAAAAGUCAAACUGAGUUAAAAACAAUCAUAAUGGGGCUUUUUUUAAAAAAAAAUCAUACCCUAUGAAAAAAACCAGUAUUACAAUGGCAGCAACUUUGCUAAUAAUCAUAUACACAAUUCAUUACAAUUUUUAAAGUAUACACCUUUUUUUAUUAUUUUUGCUCUAAUUUAUUCACUCUGUGUGUUUUACUCACAUAUUCCGUUCAAUGUUCAAUGUGACAAUGGUUUUCCAUUGUACACACUUCUAUUACCACUACUACUGCUGCUACUUAUUAUUUAUUUAGUAAUAAUUUUAAAUUUGUUUUCAUUUAUUUAUAUACUUACUUAUUUUAUUAUGAAUUUUGUGUAGUACACUAACUUGAUUUUAUUUGUAUUUCUUGUUUUGUCUUUUUUUCGUUAUAAUAUUCAAAAUUUGAUUUAUUACACUAUAGCUGACUCGUUUGUUUGUUUUUUUUUAUACAGUAAAAUUUGAAUGAGUUAACGAAAAAAAAAUAAUAGAAAUUAUAUUUUGCUUCAUAACUUUUGUCUUAUGUUAGCCGGUUCAACAAGAAAGAUGCAUUAUUAUUUGUGAAGUAGAAUAAUUUGAUUUAUUUUCACACCAAUAAACUAUUACUCAAAGAUAGUUAUAUGAGAUGACGCUGGAAAUUUGUGGAUGGUAGUGACGGAGUUUUAAUCUCUGAACUGGAUGUUAUGAUGGUG